AUGGCCGCCCCCGCUGCCCCCGCUCGCCUCGCCCCCAUCCCCCUCCACACCCUCUACGCCCUCCUCGACCCCGUCACCGUCCCGCCCCACCACCCCCGCGCCGCCUUCGUCAACUGGGGCCUCACCUACCGCUGCCGGCCCCUCGCGGUCUUCCAGCCCGAGACAGAGCACCAGUGCGAGCUCGUCUUCGAGCUCGCCCGCCGCGAGGGCAAGACCGUCCGCGCCACGGGCGUGGGCCACAGUCCGAGCGAUCUUGCGUGCACGUCCGGCUACAUGCUACGGACCGAGAAGCUGAACAAGAUAAUCGAGGUCAACGCCGAGAAGCGCUAUGUCGUCGCACAGGGCGGUGUCACCCUCAAUGCCGUCCACACUGCCCUCGACGCCCACGGGCUCGCCAUGACGAAUCUGGGCUCCAUAUCCGACCAGACGCUCGCCGGCAUGGUCACGACCUCGACGCAUGGUAGUGGCAUUGACUACAAGGUUCUUUCCACACAUGUGCUAUCCCUCUUGCUGCUCCUGCCCGAUGGGUCGCGCGUCCUCUGCUCCCGCGAGGACAGGCCGGACCUGUUCAUGGCGUCUCUGUGCGGGCUCGGCAGCACCGGGCUCAUUCUCGAGGUCAAGCUGGAGGUCGAGCCAGCGUUCCGCCUCAAGGAGACGCAGGAGUCGCUUCCAUUCGACGAAGUGCUCGACAAGUUCGACGACCUCGUUCAUUCCGCGGAGCACGUGCGCCUCUGGUGGUUCCCCUCGGCCGGCGUCGUACGCGUGAGCGCGGCGAAUCGUUCGAACGAGCCCAAGAAGCCCGUCGGCACCUGGCUUUGGCACUCGUUGAUCAGCUUCCACUUGCUCCAGUUCCUUUUCUUCCUAGGACGAUUCAUCACGUCGCUCGUUCCGCUGAUAGGGCGAGUGGGCGCGUGGCUGGUGUCCAACAAGACAGUGGCAGUGGAUGACAGCUAUCGCAUUUUCAACGUGGACUGCAAGUACCCGCAAUACACCACAGAGUGGGCUAUUCCCUACGCGCGCGCGCGGCUCUGUCUCCAGGAGAUGAAAGCGUGGCUGGACGAGGAGCACGCGAACCCAAACGGGCUGCGCCCCCAUUUCCCAAUCGAGAUUCGGUUCACCGAUGCCGACAAUAUCUGGCUGAGCCCGAGCAACGGCGGCAAGACCUGCUGGAUUGGAAUUGUCCAAUACAAGCCGUACGGAUUGAGCGUACCUUACAGGAAGCUCUUCGAGCGCUACGAACAGAUCGUGACCCGCUACGGCGGCCGUCCGCACUGGGCGAAGGCACACCACUUCCGGCCAGACGACCUGCGCAAACUGUACCCCCGCUUCGACGACUUCAUCAGGGUGCUCGAGGAGGUUGACCCGCGGGGCAUGCUGCGCAACGAAUAUGUCAACCGCCACUUGUUCGGCGCGCAGGGUCCCGAGUACGGGGAGCGGGUCUUCAAGGCGAAACCCUAG
Rhodofomes roseus is the source of this 1458-nucleotide messenger RNA. Its product is annotated as L-gulonolactone/D-arabinono-1,4-lactone oxidase. Gene Ontology annotation, molecular function: D-arabinono-1,4-lactone oxidase activity; FAD binding. Gene Ontology annotation, cellular component: mitochondrion; membrane. Bases 1 to 1458 code for a protein of 485 amino acids. Lineage: Eukaryota; Fungi; Basidiomycota; Agaricomycetes; Polyporales; Fomitopsidaceae. The record is from RefSeq and is a predicted model, not a curated record. The transcript is spliced from 5 exons.